Molecule: messenger RNA, 2815 nt
Organism: Malurus melanocephalus (red-backed fairy wren)
Lineage: Eukaryota; Metazoa; Chordata; Aves; Passeriformes; Maluridae
Gene: CSTPP1
Product: centriolar satellite-associated tubulin polyglutamylase complex regulator 1
Exons: 9
Coding region: 85-1086 (333 amino acids)
Source: RefSeq, a predicted model, not a curated record
AGCCGGGGCGAGCGGCCCAGCAGCGCCGGGAGCGUCGGGCGCCUUGGAAACGGGCGGAAGCCGGGAAGGAGCGGCGGCAGGAGGAUGCUGAGCCCCGAGCGGCUCUCGCUGCCCGGGCCCGAGUACCUGGCUCAAAGACAUGUCCUCACGUACAUGGAGGAUGCAGUGAGCCAGCUGCUGGAGAACAGAGAAGAUAUUAGUCAGUAUGGCAUUGCCAGGUUCUUCACUGAAUAUUUUAACAGCGUGCGGCAAGGAACACACAUUUUGUUCCGUGAGUUCAGCUUUGUCCAAGCCACCCCUCAUAACAGGGCAUCUUUUCUUCGGACCUUCUGGAGGUGUUUCCGAACUGUGGGGAAAAAUGGAGAUUUGCUGACAGYGCAGGAAUACCACUGCCUGCUGCAGCUGCUCUGCCCUGACUUUCCAAUGGAACUCACCCAAAAAGCAGCAAGGAUUGUGCUGAUGGAUGAUGCAAUGGAUUGCCUGAUGUCUUUUUCUGAUUUCCUCUUUGCUUUCCAGAUCCAGUUCUACUAUUCAGAGUUCCUGGAAAGUGUGGCUGCCAUUUAUCAAGACUUACUGGCUGGUAAGAAUCCAAAUACUGUGAUUGUGCCAACAUCAUCCUCUGGACAACAUCGGCAGCGCCAACYCCCAAAUGACUGCAACCCACUCGAAGGAGUAGAGGCAUCUCUCUUCUACCAGUGCCUGGAAUCCUUGUGUGACAGAUCAAAAUACAGCUGUCCACCUUCUGCUCUUGUGAAGGAAAUGUUGAGUAGUGCACAGAGAAUGACCUUCUAUGGAUUCCUUAUGGCUCUUGCAAAGGAUCAGGGCAUCAAUCGAGCCCUAGGAAUUCUGCCAGAUAAAGGAGACUUGUUUCUGGACCCUGCCAUGGAUCAGGAACUUGAGAAAUUGGUAGCUCAGGUUUCAGGCCUUUCUGUCUCCGGUCCUGCCAGCUCCAGUGCAGACACAGCUAAUAUGCCCAUUCGUAAYUCACCCAGGAUUAACUCACCCUGGAAACCUUUGCACCAUCGUCGAAAAAUGGAUGCUGAGAGUGAAGGCUCCAAUGAAGAGACAGACUCCUCUGAAAACUGAAGGUUGUGAGGGUGGGCACCAUUCCCAUCUUGGUUUCUCCAGAACCCACUGGAGGAACAGCACCUCCUCCCAGAGCAUCUUCUCUGCAGUAGGUUCUGUCUACAUCACCAGUGUCUGUGUGGCUGUGCUAAUCCCAGUGCCGGGUGCACCCAUCGUUUCCCAUGAACAACUUGCCUGUUUCUUAGCUCCAAAUCCGUGCAGAAAUAGCUCCUCUGCAGAAGCCAUUUACAGCUAGAGUUGUGCUUCCCUCUGCUGGCAGGCAAGGCAAGCCAGCAGCCGCCAGCUCUGCCACCACUUGGAAACAGCCGGGUAAGCUCUCAUUGGGGCGCUCUCUCCCAGUUCUGCAGUUCCGCAGGUGCUGAAGCAGUGGGAGCACUAGUGCAGGCUGCUUGCCAGUGUUUUGUUGUGUAGUUGUUUAGAUUUGGCCCAGAUAACAGUGAUUAAAUCACCACUGCACUUGUGUUCCAUUAUUAUUCCCAGUAAAACUGUACCUGCAUAUGAUCAAAGGUAAGGAAAUACCUGAAAUUCCUAAAAAAAGGCAGCUUAGAUAUUGCCAGGCAACCUGUCUCUGCUUUGUACUUUCUCCUCCAUGUGGCCAAGAUUUGCCAAAGCAAAUACAGCAAAUAAGCUAGAUUGCAGUAAMUACUGCAUGGUGCUGUGGCUCUGCUGCUGUACUGAGUGCUUCCUUCUGUGAGGUCUCCCCCUCCCUACAACAGCGUAUUACAGUCAUUUGGAAAAGUGAAUUUCAGAGGAUUUGGAAGAGAGGGUCUUUAAAUUCUUUGGUAUUAAAGAAUACAGGUGGUAUGGCUUGCAAAGAUGUAGAGCACCUGUUGGGAUUGGAUGGGCAGAAGGACUAAGAGAAAACGAUACAGUUCUCAAAUGAGAUCAGUUGCGUUUUUUUGUAAAUAUUGUAGCAGCAGUAUAGCCAUUACAACUGCAAAAAUAAGUAGCAUCACAUUGCAUUAAUGGCACCUAAUUCAAAUUCACCUCCACGGACAUGAACACUUUGUCUAUCCCAGCUCCUGUGCCCCAGCUUGCAGAAAUUAGUUAUUUCCUGGGAAACUUUGCUUUUUCAUGCUUCUCCGGAGCCUCCUUGCUCCUCCUGGUCCUGAAGUGCUGCAGCAUGGGCCACCAGGAGCUGGUAACCCAAAGCUUGUACCAGGGUGCCAGUAGUGUUAUUUAUUUAUUUUAAAUUAUUUAUGAUCUGUGCAUUCCCUCCCAGCUUGGUGAGUGGCUGCAACAGCCUGGCAAUAAAGCACGCUGUGUCAGGCCUCUGCUGUUUGGGUCUUCGUGUCUUCUGAGYUCCUCCUCAGGGGGAGUGGUAUCUGGUGGGCAGGACCAGCGCAGGGCUCCUGCCGCCUUCCAGGGCGCCUCCAGCCCUGCGCCUCGGCCGGGGAAGACGCCAGCCCCAACCCCGAGUGCCAGGGUGGCACUUGCGGCCAUGCCCCGACCGCCACUAGGAGCGCUUACCCUGCAGCUGCACCACCAUUCGCGGCCCGCCUGGGCAUUGUGACACSGAGGGCACAGGGACAAGGAAGACUCGACCCGCCCCCCACCGCAGUGAUAAAUCAGCACAGAAAGGCCAAGUAACCCCUYCCCUCCCACCUGCAGCUACCACAGCCCUGCAGCUGGACAGGAGAGCAAUGCCCUUGCAAGCCUCUUCCCAGUCUAAAACAGAAGGCUCCAGAACAAACAGCCCCAGCCCAGUUACACACAUACUAGUGUGUAA